Molecule: messenger RNA, 1479 nt
Organism: Naumovozyma dairenensis CBS 421
Lineage: Eukaryota; Fungi; Ascomycota; Saccharomycetes; Saccharomycetales; Saccharomycetaceae
Exons: 1
Coding region: 1-1479 (492 amino acids)
Source: RefSeq, a predicted model, not a curated record
AUGCCAAUUGUUUUACCACCUCUGCCAUCAUCAUCGAAAAUAAUUUCGAGACCAAAACAAGUUCCUACUAUAUCUACUCAAUUACAAGAUAUAAAAGAGGAGCUCGAAGAUGAACUUGAGGAGGAAAUUAAAAGGGAAAGCUUUAACAUCGAGCCAGUUCGACCAAUUGGUCCUCUUGAAGUUGGUAAUGGCAAACCUAAUGGUGAGUUCCAAUUGAUGAACAGGAUGGGGCUGGACUCCGAUGCUGACUCUGAUUCUGAUUCUGAUUCGGGCAUUGAGUUUGAAACUAUUAUUAAUAAUGAAGUGGGAAAAAAACUUCAAAGUCUCUUUAUUAUAAGGGACGAGGAUUUAUCUUUAUUGCCACCUUUACCUGAUUCACCAUCUUCUGAAGAAUUCAAUAGGUAUAAUACAAGUAGUAUAAACAACGAUGAACGAGAAGGAUUGUUAAUAUCAUCAUCUUCUUUUUCUUCUUCCUGUGUUGAUGAACGUCAACAUGAUCCUAUAGAUAUUUUAUUGAAGAUUGAUUUACAUGAUAAUGAAAUGGAUGCCGAUGAUGAAAACAAAGACAUUGGAAAGGACGUUGAUCGUUCUUCAAAUUUAUCAGAUGCAUUAAAGAUACCAACUAUAAACAACAAUAUUCUAAUGGCUGUAAAUAAUACUAUUAUUACUAAUGAAAAAAAUUCAAGAAUACAAGAUCCAGAUUCAUCUACUUCAUCAAGAAAUAGCAUAAUAUCGUUACCUAUGACAACAAAACAUAGCUAUUGCUAUAGCCACGGUCAUGGCAAGAGAAGUUCAUCAUUAUCUUCUUAUUUUUCCUUCACUUCUACAAGGCCGCUUAGUAAUAAGUCUUCAUCUGAGACAACAAAUGAUGUUUAUGAUAUGAAGGAUUAUCAUACAAACGAUCAUGAUAAAAUUAGUAAUAGGAAAAAACAUACAUUGAACAUUAAGGAAAGAUUUUCUGAAUUUAUAAUGAACAGAAAGUUAUCAAUGAAAAGGAUUGUAUCAGGAUCGAAACUAACGGAAGGAAAUAAUGUUGACAGUGAAAACCAAGACACAUCUUCCCAUGUUUGUGAUAGUGUGUCACCUUUAGAUAAGAGGCGAAACUUCCAAUUCCUACCAUACAAUACUACUACUUCUACUACUACUACUUAUAAUAAUAAUAAUAAUAAUAAUAAUAAUACUAAUGGUGCCUUUUCAGGAAAGGACAUGGAUAGAGAUUAUAAAAAUCAUAAUAAUAUUCUAAUUUUGAUAGAUGCUGAUAAUAUUGAUAAGGAUAUUAUCGAAAAAGGGGAAGAUACAGCUAAAAUCAAUAGAUUAUCAUUUUCAGAACUCCAAACUGAAAAAAAAAUAAAUAAAAUCGAUGCAAUCAGAAAUGAAUUUGAAAAAAGUGGCUGGUGUUCAAAGAAUGAUUUAGAUGAUUUAGAAAAGCUUAAAACUAAAAUAGGUAAUGACUACCAUGAAAUCUAUUCAAAUAAGUAA